Diaporthe amygdali is the source of this 321-nucleotide messenger RNA. RefSeq lists its product as uncharacterized. The transcript has a single exon. The coding region runs from base 1 to 321 and encodes 106 amino acids. The record is from RefSeq and is a predicted model, not a curated record. Lineage: Eukaryota; Fungi; Ascomycota; Sordariomycetes; Diaporthales; Diaporthaceae.
AUGCCAGGAGCUCUCCUCGGGGGAGGGGAAGAAGCGAGCCAGAGACAUGACAUCGCGGUCAUCAGCUGGUAUUGUGCCGAACCGAUGGCGCCGGGGAGGUACCAGCGCUUGACAUGGCACUCGGUCCCCAUCAAACAUCAGACUAGCGUAGCCAUGGACUACCUAGGCAAUGGACUAAUGGCAUGCGACCAACAACUUUCUGUAACAGACUCGAGGCCACAGCUGCACCGCCCUCUGGCCGCCGGGAUCGUCUCGCCAGGGAUCGCACUCAAGGCGGGCGGGAUCAAAAUAGCAGAGCAAAUCAGCAGCGGCCCAUCUUGA